Messenger RNA from Angiostrongylus costaricensis, 894 nucleotides. NCBI's taxonomy places the organism in Eukaryota, Metazoa, Nematoda, Chromadorea, Rhabditida, Metastrongylidae. The record is from the annotation of a GenBank genome assembly.
AUGAGUAAACGUGAUAACAAACGUAGUUCCCGUAAACGACGAUCUAGUGAACUUAGUGAGUAUGAAGCUUCACCGAAGCACCGCAGAUCAAACGAUACUUCGACUUCCUUUUUAUCAAUCGAUCGCCCAUUUUCUCCAGCUGCUCUUGCAAGAAAGCUUGAUGAGUUACGUGCUGAUAUCCUUACCGAAACAGCGGACGAAUUGUCUGCUGUAGAGCUACGCGGUUUCGAUAAUAAGGCUAGCCUUAAAGAAGAGUACGUGAAGCGGAGGGAGGAAGUACGUCGUCAGCUUAGCAAUCCGGAUGCUUUUGAUGCGAAUGUCAAAACAAUACUGAAUUAUGACGAUGCUGCUGUAGCUGGAGCUAAACUACUGAUUGAUGAAACUCGGGCAACUAGAAGUAUGUGCAAGAAGUUAUUGGAAGAUUGUGGUAUCAAAGAAGACCAAAUACUGUACAAACCGCUUUCAUACGAUGAAGGAACUGACUAUCAGUCUGCUAAGCACUUAGCAGACUCAAGGCAAGCAUCUGUCGUAGAGUCAUUCGUGGAUUUUAAGAAGCAAAUCAAGCUCAAAUACCAGGUCCUGAACUGCGUGGCUUUGAGAAACAGUGACCAGAUGUCUAAAUCUGACGGGAGGCUGACUCGUCGAGCUCUCGAGGAAACGAAGGAACUGCAAAGAAGAAAAGCAAGAACUGCAAAAAGUAGAAAUACUGUCAUGCGCACUCCACGCAAGAACCCUCAUUUCGAUCCUCUGGAUGAGAAAAAGAUCAUCGAGAAAUACGCCUUGGAGGUCGCAUCGGAUGUUCAUGGCAGCCGAAAGCGCCGUCGUAUAGCUCCUGUUCCUUUCGAUAUCACUCUCUUAGACGAUAUCGACUAUAGCUUUAGUGGUCCAGUCUGA